Molecule: messenger RNA, 8097 nt
Organism: Solea senegalensis (Senegalese sole)
Lineage: Eukaryota; Metazoa; Chordata; Actinopteri; Pleuronectiformes; Soleidae
Gene: espn
Product: espin
Exons: 4
Coding region: 2559-5189 (876 amino acids)
Biological process (GO): actin filament bundle assembly
Cellular component (GO): cytoplasm
Molecular function (GO): actin filament binding
Source: RefSeq, a predicted model, not a curated record
ACAGUUAACAGUCAUGAUUAUUAAAUCAGAGUUUCUUAUUAAGAAAAAAUAUCUGGUUGACCUGCGUAUUCAGCAUUGAUCAUCUUAUGUGGUUUGUCAAGUAUGACAAUCUGAUACUUAAACAGUGAACUGGAAACCAAACAGAUCUAUUUCACAGGAGUGGUGUGUUUUAAUUCCCAAAGAGAAAAAGCCCUUUGCUCAAAGUAAAGAGAACUGUGUAAAUAUGGUUAGAAACAAAAGAAUGACACCUAGAGCAGGCAGCUGUAUCACCCUUUAGUCACCAUGUGAACACCACCACAAUCUAUGACCAGGCCAUGGCAAAAAUACAUACAAAAUUCUGUAUUUUUGUAUUUUGAAAAUUCUCAGAUUCAAGGAACUCUUCCUUAAGUAUGUUUAGUUACUUUCUUGGUGUUCAGUAACAGAUGAAGCCCACAAUGCAUCAGCAAACAAUCCACCUCGAUGAUCGGACUACAAUGAUGGUGUGUAGAACCUCCAAAAAAAACAAAUAAAAAAUCAUGUCAUAUUUAACACACCAUAGAACAACGAUUGAGAACAUACACAAAGUCUAGAAGAGAUCAAAGAUUAUUAUUCCAAUCACCAAAUGGAGAACAAAUAAAUGAAUAAAAAGCCAACUCAAGUGUGGCUCUAAAAGCUUGUGACACUUUUUUAAAAAAGUCCAGGCAAAUUAGGUAAAAGUAGGCACCAAGCACCAUGAUGUCCAAUCUGCAGCAGCACCUCAUGUAUUGUAUUCUUGUGAUGUCAUCAUGUUGUUUUAAAAAUAUAAUACUGCCCAUCCCUGCCUAUGACAAAAUCACAAACCAUGAAUACAGUAAUUUCAGCAAAGCCAUAUACAACAACAUUAAUUAAGCUGUUAAUUCUUCAUUUAGGAACCCUUUUACUAUCUAUAUAUCAGGCUUUGUGUGCUAGAUAUUCAACUGUCUCGUCUAUUUAUGCUCCACCUGCUGCCCAUUAGCAGGACCGCAGCAAAACAUUUUAAGAGCUGUGUAUGCUCACUAAUGACAUGAUUAGAGCUACACUGGUAAUCUGGCAAUAAACAGGCCGUAAGGUGGCUGUAAAACUGAAAACCACCAACAUGUCUUAUCAUUUAAGAUGAAUUAAUGAUGCUCACAAUGGCAACAAACAGGUGGCUGAGUGACAAUGCUGUUACGACAUUGUAAAUGGUCGUAACAGCAGCUCUUCUGUCUAUUCUAUUGAUCACACAGAAGAGGAUUGUAACGAUUACAUUGCACAGGAGGACACGUCUUUAUCUUAGUGCUGUAAGCACUGUGAAUGCUCUCUAAUUAUAUGAUUUGCUCUAUAGCAUUAACUAGGUAGUAAAUGGGCAGGAAAGUGGUUCUAAGAUUAAGAACCACCAACACAACUGAGAGCUCCAGAUGAGUUUACAGUUCAGGAACUCACUGAGACAAUGGCGAAACGCCAGGUGGCUGCUUUAAAGUGAAGAAGGAAGUCUGCCUAGUUAGAGGGACAUGGUCUUUUUGUGGCACCACAGCUGUUACGAAAUACAAUAUAAAGGAAGAGCUACUGUAAGCAGAAAUGUUCUGUGUGUGCGUGUGCAGUCAUGUUCAUCAGGAGAGGCUAUUUGUCCAAUGUUCUCCACCUGUCACAGCUCCACCCUCCUUUAUACUUGCUCUUGCAAACCUGCUGAGUCCACACGCCUACCCUAAACAGAAUUUCACAAGCAGACACGCAGCAACUCUAACAGCAGACAAAUAUAACAAUGAAGUCAAAAAAAAGCACAACUUCAGUCCACAAUAAUUUUGCAGUCUAUCAGACACAGCUAACUGAAUAAUCUGCCGUUCAGUAAACUAAUUUCAUUUUCAGUAGUUUGUUUUGGGGUUUUUUUAAAUGGCAAAAUGUUAAGCAAAACUAUUUUUUAAUUGCACUCAUUGAAUCUGGAAAUGCACAUUUACUGAUCAAUAUAACAUAUUGCCUUAAAGCAUCAUGUGUCAGGGUUCAAAAGCUGUCUUUUGUAGGCUUGCACACUGUAUACUGUUUACAGUUUUACACUGGAUCAUCACAUCUCUUUCCUCUGUCAUCUAAUAAAUGUGAGUUGUUUGACGGUGCACUUGUCUGCGUGUACAAGUGAACUGUGUGUCAGGUUUAUUGUGGUGAAGAAUAAUACAGAAGGGUGGACUAACGAGCCGGGGAUUGAAGACUAGCUCUGCGUGAGUGUGUGUGCGCACAUGCUCAUGCAGCUGACCAAAUGCAUCCAUGCAUGCGCAUGUGUGUUAAUUCCUGGCCGGCUUGCCAUUGGCUUGCUGUCACUUCCAGUUACUGGUGAUUCCCUUAGAUAUACCCAACUGUGAUGAUGGGACUUUAGUAGAAAGCUGAGAGAAAAGGAAAGGGAGAGCAAGUGAGCGUGAGAAGCGGUGGCAGGCUAGAAAACUCUAUAUGUUCAGCAAAACCCGAUUGUGGUCAUCUCGACAGAGAGGAAUUUUAUGCAAGGACUUAUAGAAAAUGAGAGCUCAAUAAGCAACUGAAGAGAUUCAGUUCAGUGGAGGUUCAGACUCACUAAGACAGGCGCAAAAUCUUUCAACAUGAUGUCCCCCACCGGUGACAACUCAGAGCUGCUGGCAGAGAUCAAAGCAGGAAAGAGCCUCAAGCCCACACCCCACAGUAAAGGCUACACCACUGUCUAUUCCAGCAGUGGACCCACAGGCAACAAUGUAAACUCUACAUCUCCACCAGAGACCCGCACAUCUAGCCCACCUGCCACCAAGCCAUCAUCCCCUCCACCAUCCAGUACACCUUUCACCUCCCCACCCAGCACCCCUAGUCCCAGCGACCCAAGUCCCAGCCCCAGUCCCACUGGCUCUGGAAGUACCAAAAUCAUAUCAACCUCUUCAAGCUAUGAGCGGCUACCCUCUAACUCUGUGAUCAAUGGAAACAGUGGCGGUGGCAAGACAGGAGCAGACUCAGGACGGAAGACAAGCCUUGCAGAUGUGGAGGCACUAGUGCCCACUCACGAUGAACAGGGAAAAGCAAUACCUGAGUGGAAAAGGCAGGUGAUGGUGCGUAAGCUUCAGGUCAAGAUGCAAGAGGAGGAAGACCAUAAACGCAAGUUUGCGGCUAGUGGGCACUACCAACCUCAGGAAUGGCAUUACUCCCACAUCCACAAUGCCAUUUUGGGCCCAUUUGGAGAACUGAUGACAGAGGAUGACCUUAACCGUAUUGAGAAGCAAAUUGAGAACCUGCAGGUCAUGCAUAAGGUCUCAGAAGUUGAAAAGGAGCUGGAAGAUUUAGAGCGUCAGCUUCGCCAACUCCUACCAGUUUCUGCAGCCCUUAAUCAAGGACAGUUCUCAGUUAAUCCAAAGCAAGUACAUGGUCAAGCUGAGGACCUUCCAGCCUGGUGCAGUAAGAUUUCUACACUACUUAAGAGUAUGGCCAUUCUUCUUGCUACCCUGGGGGGAAAAGAGAUCGAUAUCUUGGAUCUUGUAUACUCAGGCAAUUCUCAGCAAGAGGAAAGGAAUUUGAGCAAAGGUCAGUCUGAACUAGCAGGAUCAGCUGCCACUGGAGUUAUGGGACGCUCUCAGUCCUUCUCAACAAGAGAGGAAGUGGAGAAGGAGAUAAAGCAGUGUGGAGUCUCAGUGAAGAACCUCAAAGCCAAUUAUGAAAUUCAGAAUCAGUCACAGUCUGCAGACACAUCAAAUAGAGUAUACAAACGCAAGAGGUCACUCCCUAUGGUAAGUGAGUCUAGUAACCCUCCAGAGACAAUUCAGGACACUGUCCCUUGUUCCUCUGCUACAGUCCUUGAAUGCAAUACAAAUGGAAAUUUACCUACAGUAGAAGAAUCAGUCUCACCAGUAACUGAAGAACCUCUUACCAUUGUAUCUCAUGCUCCUCUGACAUAUGCACCCCAUGAGAUAAUGGCUCCUACUAACAUUGAGCAGUUCAAUCACGUUCUGUCUGCAGACCCAAUUUUAAAUGAUGAUCAACUUACAAGAAGCUUGGAGGUGCAGACAGAUAUAAGUUAUGUCCAAGAAUGCAUCGAAAUGAGAAAAGAGAGAAUUGUUUUCCUGUUCCUUGAACACUGGCGGAAGUACACCAUCUCUGAGUCUUAUCGGACUAAAUAUGCAGGUAAGAGAGAGAAUCAUUUAGAUGUGGGCUUGGAGGACUACAAUCAGUUUAGUGCACAAAUUGGUGGGGAUAUACAGAGUGAAGACGACAAACUUCUACUUUUCAUGAAGUCAAAGCAGGUAGUUGGAAAUCUGAUCGGCCACUGGAGGACAAUCAUGAGUCAAGUGCCCACACGCCAGAUUCGUAGGCUGAGUCGUGCCCAGAUGAUCUACUGGCCAGAACACUUCUUGCCACACAUCAAUGGUUCACCCGUGAGCUAUGAGAGCCUAACCCUCGACCUUUUUAUGCUUGGAUACUUCCAGUUGCUGGAAAUGAACAUGUCUCGCAAUGAGCGCAAAUUUCGCCAUCUCUUGUGCUACGAGAUGUUCGACCGUCUUGGUACCCAUAAAUGGGAGCUCAUAAGGCAGUUCCACAAAGAGGUCAUGGAGGAAAUUGAAAGAGGGAGGCGAGACUGGGUGGAUGGUUUUGAAGACAUAAAGCGCAAGUAUUUUGGUGACUCUGAUGAGGGGGGAGGUGUAAUGACAGCUUCACUACACUGCAUGUCUCCUGAUAUGUCAGUUAUGCCAAUGCAGGAGUCUCUCCCUCCACCACCUUCACACCCUCCACCCCCUCCACCACCAACACAUCCUGCACCCUCACAUCCAAUGUCAACUCCUCCUAUGCAAACUGCCUUACCAACCUCACCAUCAGAUGUUUCCUUAUCACCACCUGCUGCAGCCCAGGAAAGUGAAUCUGAUAAAGGCAUUUCAAAUGAUACAGUGGUUUCUAAUGGGAAAAGUUCAGAGCAGGACCAUAUGCAGAGCGUGACGACUAAAACUGUACAAAACUCUGACGCAACAGCUAAACCUGAGACAACGCAGGACACAAUAGAAAGCUCAGAACUAGAUCCAGUUAGAAAUAUUCCAACUGCUACUGUUGAAGUCAUAGAGGAACCUCAUAUUGAUAAACCAGCUCUAAGAGAUGAACCUAAUGAAGACUCAAUUAAAGUUAUCUAUGAGUUAAAAGAGUUUAGCAAUGAGGAAAUAAUCAGAUACAUUGACAGAAGCUUUGCUUUCUGGAAAGAAAAGGAAGCUGAGCUUUUUGAUAUCUAACAGCUAUGAAUUCAGGGUUACUAAAAGCCUAGUUCACCUGAACAAAGAAAGAGGAAGCAGGACCAGGAAAACCGAUCUGCACUGUGGAUUAUGCUAAAACUAAUCUGGUGUGUUACAUGUAGAGCACAUGAGGGACUUAAGUGCAGCAAAGCAAAGAGCAUCCACUUAGCUAUGCUGCCUUUAUCAUAUGCAUGUACAUUAUUGUAUGAAAAGAUAGCAUGUGAUGUCAGGAGACAGAUUUGCUCCAACCAUUUCAUUUGAUUUUGAAUUGUGUUGAACCAAGUGCUUUUUGAAAUUAUGAUGAUCAAUUGCCAUGGUACACUGCUUCAAGGAGAAUGAGUUUUUAAAGCAAGAGAUUUGCCAUAAGUUGAAGUGUAUUGUGUAUUAAUUAUACUGUCUUUGUUAUGAGGGAUAUAACCAGUUAUACUGAAAACUUUUUUCGAAACAUAAUUAUUAUUUUAAAGUGCACUUUGUUGCAAGACUCGGAACUAAGUCAUGAGUUUAAGGUUAUUAAGUGGUUCAUAAAUGGCCUGUGUAUUCAAGUCUGAUUUGUGGAUACAGUGUCCUACUUAAGUAUCCAUUACAAAGAUUAACAAUGUGGUAAAUGCAAGGCCCUGUUACUUUAACAACUAAUUGAACAACUAAUUCAGAACUUGAAAACUAUAUUUCUGUCAGCCAAAUCACCUGACAAAUGUAUUAUCUGAUUUGAACAUAUUAACAGUUUGUAGUCCAAUUAUAAUUGUGGUGUCUGAGAAAUUUGCUCAAACUUCCAUAAUUUUAUUUGUGUUCUUUUAUUAUUUGAUUUCUACAUUGCUCUUAGAAAUAAAGCUUGACAUUUUUGCGACGAUAGCAAUCAGUAGUUCUUCCCCUACACUAUUCUGCAUUUACUGAAUAUUUCAUUUAUCUGAGUGGCCAUCAGUCUAAUAUUUGAACACAGUUUUUCUUCCAUAGAGAAAACCUAACUAAUCGCCUCAUGUACCGGUGAAACAGCCACAACACCAAGCUCUUUCAUGAGUAAUCCUCCACUGCAACACUUGUAGCUGUCAAGAACCUCACUGUCCCCAUAGUGCAGCCUCUGCUGCAUCAAGAUUACCUUCAAAUAACCCUCUUAGCACCAGGCUUACAUGAGCCAUAAGGAGGUUACAGUGAAUCUUGAUCAACUCUCAGCUAUAAAGAGAGAGAUAGACAGACAGAUUUGUGUUUAUGUACAAUAUGAUAUAUGCACACUAAAGAGUUGAGUCGACAGCAAAGUGUAUAGUCGUUGACAUACUUCUAAAUAAUGAGCAUCAUAAACAUUUAUACAAAUGAUACAUUGUCAAAUUCAUAUUUACUAUGAUAUUGUAUUUUUCUGCCCAGUCCAACACAAUACAUACAAUAUAGAGUCAAAUUUGGUAAUUGUCUGUUUAGAAGUGAUAAAGGUUAGACAUUUCCUACGGCACGAAAAAGAUCUGGUUCACACUGACAUCUUUUAUAUUCAACAGUAAUUCACAAACCUGUUCACUUAUGAUAAAAAAAAAAGGUUGCAGUUUUGAUUCUUGUAGAGUCUAUUCAGUAAUGCAGUUCCCUGCGCUGGACAGUUGUGUGGAUUGAGGUUUUUAAUACUGGGUUACCCAAUACGUGUUAGUAAUGUACGUGUACACAUUGUAAAAAGACAGUGAAGCAAACUGUGAUUUGUGAAUUUGGGCUAUAUGAAUAAAAUUGAUUUGAUUGGACUUUGAUUUGAUAAAUGUUAAGUUAAACGAACAGUACAGUGACAUUGCAGCAAGUUCAAUAUGUCAGUGGUUUGACACAGGCAUUGUGACUUCAGUCAACAUUGGUUUAACUGGUAUUAACAUGGUAGUUCAAUCGACUUUAAACCAAGACAUGUUAGUUAAUUAACAUUAAACAAUUCUGGCAAAUCCGCAAACAAAUUUGUGUUUGGAUUUUUUUUGUUCUGUAAUUCCUAGGGGAAUCAUUAAACAUUCACAGUGAAGAUAAUCUUACCUGGAUUCAUGUUUGCCAGGGCAAGUGAAAUGCUUCAGUAAAAGGAAUGCAAAAGAGUAAUGUAUCUUGUCAGGUGAAGAUGAGAUAUCCAAGAUGGCUGCCCUCUGGCUGCUCCACAUCCAAUUACAGCCUGAAAGAGAGUAAAGGAUCCAGUUACUAUAUGAGAGCACACUUUGAGAGAACGUCCUGUAAAACAAUGUCCUGUCCAUUUAAAAGGCUUCAUUUUAUCACAAAGACAUGGGAGAAGAGUGCCGACCUAUUGUGAGUUGUUUGUUGGUGUAAGUACAUACAUCAGUUUACACAGUUUAGGUUCUGCCAUAAAAGCUGCUUGACAUAAAUGUGACAUUUGUGAAUGUAUGUGGUUUGAACUAAAAGGUGAACUAGGUGCAGGUGCCUACCUUACCUCUCCAACAUUUACAGAGGCCUUAUGUCAAGUACUGAAAAACCUUAACCCUUCCUUUGUUUGACUGCAAUUAUAAUAAUCCCACAUACAAUAUAAUCCCUAACCUUGUAAUUGAGUAUUACACUGAACAUCAGAAGAUCAUGUUUUUGCAUGACUUUGCUUACAUUUUAUUAUCAUUUAAAUUUAGACUGUAAACAUGUGACUGUGAAGCUGUGAAAUUAUAAGACACUGGUAAUUUUGGCACCUUGGCUACUACUGCAUUAGGCAAUUAAUGUGAAGUUGAUGCUGGUUAGACAUUUAGCAGGUGUAUGUUUCAUUACGCUCACCAAACAUCAUGAUAAUUAGUAUAUCAAAGACAGCUAAUCUAAACUACUGCUACUGUUGCAACGCUUUACCAACUGGUAUGGGCUCCUAUCUAUUUCCCUCCCUCUGUCUGUCUGUCUGUCUGUCUGUCUGUCUACAGGCAGAGGAGGAGGCAGCACGCCUGGCAUCCAUGCCGGCUUGGAGGAGAGACAUGAUGAA